CAGUAUUUUUUGGCACUGCAAGCCAGGCCCGACUAACUUGAAUAUUCAGCAGCUAAAACAGCACUCUCCCGCUUCACCUGAAUGAGGUUUGGACCCCGUAGAUCUGCUAAGAGAAAGUGACAGAAACCCAGGAGUCGUCAGUCCCAUCGUGGCCACAGCAGACCCGACUGUGACAGCCGACGCUCAGCAGGAGGAAUGUCAACCCCCACCUCCAGAUAAGAUUUGACAGCUGAAAACUGAGGGAGGAGGAGGAGGAGGAGGGAGGUGAAGCUGCUAUUUUUAUCUUUCAUUCAGCCAGGGCCAACCAGAGAAAGAGAGAGAGAGAGAGACCCCUUCUCUCUUUCCGAUCUCUCCAGAAGGUUCUGGAGGUCCGAGCACAGCAUUAAGACCGGGAGAAGCCGACCGAGAGGCGAAGAAGAAGUCACACGAAACGACAGACCAACAUGGCUCUGCUGUGCUACAACAAAGGCUGUGGGCAGACGUUUGACCCUGACAAGAGCAACGAGGAAUCCUGCGUCCAUCAUCCAGGUGUUCCCAUCUUUCACGACGCUCUCAAGGGUUGGUCCUGCUGCAGGAAAAGGACAACAGACUUCUCAGAGUUUCUCUCCAUCAAGGGCUGCACCCGCGGGCGCCACAGCAGCGUGAAGCCCCAGGAGCCUCUGAGGCCGGAGGUGUCAUCAGAUAAGGGCGGGAUUAAGCACACCAACGACUCCGAGAUCAUCUACCAGGGACCCAAAUCUGCUGAGACGCUGCAGAAGGAGAGACCCAGUUCAGACGAGGCCAAGACCAAGCUGCCCUGCAAAGUGUCUGCGUCGCUGGUUCAGGCGCUGGAGAAGCUGGACAUCAGCAAGAAGGCCGAGAAGGAGAAGCGAGAGAGCCAAACUGUGAUGCCGGGGACCCGAUGCAAGAACACAGGAUGCAAAACCGUGUAUCAGGGCCCAGAGACGGACAUGGAGGUCUGCACCCACCACCCCGGAGCUCCCGUCUUCCACGAGGGGUAUAAGUACUGGAGCUGCUGCUGCAUAAAGACAAUAGAUUUCAACGCUUUCCUCGACCAGAAGGGCUGCAGCACGGGGAAGCACCGCUGGGUUCCAAAACAGGACAGGAAGAAGGUGGCGUGUCGACAUGACUGGCACCAGACAGGAAACAAUGUUGUCGUGACGAUUUAUGCCAAAAACACAAACCCAGACUUUUGUUCCAUAGAGGCCAACCGGACAGUGCUCUCCUGUCAAAUCCAAUUUGAGGACAAUAAGAUUUUUAAGAGGGACUUCCACCUCUGGGGCGUGGUGAAUGUGGACCAGAGUUCGGUCAACUUGGUCCCAUCCAAAGUGGAGAUCACCCUCCGCAAGGCCGACCAGGUGGCCUGGGGCAAACUGGAGGACCCCAACUACAAACCUGAGCCCGAGCCAGAGGAGUCCUCGGCUGAAACCACAGAGUCGCACCAGGCCGACUGGGACAUCGAAGAUGACGACAUCAGCGACUCGGACGAUGACUGGGCUUACGACACGCCACAGAAGAAGAAUGGCAAAGAUGAACAGAACAAAGGCGAAGGGAUGCCGAAUUUACAGAGGAAGGAGGUGGAGGAGGAAAUGAAGAAGGCGAUGGAGGAGAGAAAGAGGGCGGAGGAGGAGAGGAAGAAGCUGGAGGAGCAGAGAAGGCAGGAGGAAGGAGGAGAAUACGAAGACAUGCCAGACCUCGAGUAACUCCUGACAAACAAAAUGAAGAUUUGCAUUAGCAAGAUUGUUGAAACUGAUUUUUUGUAAUGAAACAAAUGUUAAAUUCUAGAACCAUUACAUCUGAUCUCUGUGUUUACUGGGUUCAAGUGAGUGAGGCUUUCCUCUUAAAAUGUGAAUAUAUUCAUGCACAGCUGGAUAAAAUGGUACAACAAAUAAAUUUAAGCAGAAAGAAUAA
Molecule: messenger RNA, 1911 nt
Organism: Scatophagus argus
Lineage: Eukaryota; Metazoa; Chordata; Actinopteri; Scatophagidae
Exons: 11
Coding region: 444-1703 (419 amino acids)
Source: RefSeq, a predicted model, not a curated record